Messenger RNA from Monopterus albus (swamp eel), 1234 nucleotides. RefSeq names its product small fragment nuclease (gene rexo2). Gene Ontology annotation, cellular component: mitochondrion. Bases 23 to 985 code for a protein of 320 amino acids. NCBI's taxonomy places the organism in Eukaryota, Metazoa, Chordata, Actinopteri, Synbranchiformes, Synbranchidae. Gene Ontology annotation, molecular function: nucleic acid binding; 3'-5'-RNA exonuclease activity. The transcript has 7 exons. The record is from RefSeq and is a predicted model, not a curated record.
UCCGAAGCAGAAGACGUCGGUAAUGAUCCUACUACGCUGGUCGCCAACUGCUGUUAAAAUCCAAGAAGAAGAAGAAGAAGACGAAGAAGAAGAAGAGGGAAAGGAAAAGGAAGAAGGCCAGCGUUUCCAUAACAGACCCAUGUUGUGUUCGUGGGCUUCGAUAUGGUCCUUCGCAGCAUCAGGGUUGCUUUGCAGGAGUAGUCAACGCGUCCUCCAGCUCACCAAGACACGGGGUCAUUCUGACAGCAUUAGGCUUUUCCACAAAAACGCAGUGCUUCGUCGUGUUUUAAAGCCAGCCAUCGCGCCGGGAGCACGUCCGGGCGUUACUUUCACGUUCGGUUCCGGCUUUGACGUUCAGGUCUCCAGAAAGAUCAGCAUGUCAUCCAGCGCGAUGUCCCAGAGGAUGGUCUGGGUGGACCUGGAGAUGACAGGUCUUGACAUUGAGAAGGAUCAGAUCAUUGAAAUGGCAUGCAUUAUCACGGACUCGGACCUGAAUGUUUUGGCUGAGGGGCCCAACCUGAUAAUUAAUCAGCCAGAUGAGGUGCUGGAAGGGAUGUCAGAGUGGUGUAAAGCACAUCAUGGAAAGUCAGGACUGACCCAAGCUGUACAGGACAGUACAAUUACCCUGGAACAAGCAGAGUAUGAGUUCCUAUCCUUUGUCAGACAGCACACCCCACCUGGACAGUGUCCCCUUGCCGGUAACUCUGUGCAUGCAGACAAGAGAUUUCUGGAUAAAUACAUGCCACAGUUUAUGUACCACCUUGACUACAGAAUCAUUGAUGUCAGCACCAUCAAGGAGCUUUGCAGACGAUGGUUUCCGGAGCAAUACAAGAUGGCACCUCAAAAGAAAGCCACCCACAGAGCUUUAGAUGACAUCUGGGAAAGCAUUCAAGAGCUGCAGUACUACAAAGCCAAUGUUUUCAAAGCAUCAACAGAGGAAAAAAUGUGCAAGACUGUAGAAAAUGGAAGCAGCAACAAGAGUUAGCACACAUACAUGAGAUUCUGCAGUCUUCAGUUGUAUUGCUGCAAUUCAUCAAGAAAAUUUAAUCAUUCACUGUGAUUUGUGUCUGCAUUGAUUUUAGUUUGUGUUCAUAGCUACCUAAAGAUCCUUUGUUUUCAUAUUGUUCCAAUGUUGUACAUAGAGGUUUCAUCCAAAGGAGCUAGAUUGUAGUAAGACUUAAUUCAUACAAAUCCUUUUUUCCCCUCAAAUUUAAAAUGGAAACAGUGAAUCUGA